This is a messenger RNA of Pocillopora meandrina, 12124 nucleotides long. The record is from the annotation of a GenBank genome assembly. Lineage: Eukaryota; Metazoa; Cnidaria; Anthozoa; Scleractinia; Pocilloporidae.
AUGUCUCCUUGCAAGUUUAGUACCAACAUGGCGACUCUCAAUAUUUUCUGCUUCUGUAUACUAAGUAUUUUAUCAGCUCCAUUUUGCAGCCAUGCAGCGAGUUACAAGGGCGGAGAAAAGGUAUAAAGUUAGUUUACGUCUCGCAAUUUGUGAAGAAUCAAAUUUUAAAGUAAUCUGUGUUUUCAAGGUUCCACUGUAUGUAAACAAAGUUGGUCCGUACUUCAACCCACAAGAGACGUAUCAUUACUAUUCCCUGCCAGUCUGUAGACCUGAAAAGGUAACAUUUUGAAAUUAAUUAUUGUUUUCCUUUAAUAUAGAGAUCAUGGUUUGAGUUACUUUUUCUAAUAGAUGCCUGUUAAAUGCGUACGAUCUGAGUAGAACACAGAUGAACAUAUGAAGCGUGAUUAAGCGUCGGUAAAGCCAUUAUGAAGAGUAUUAUGAAGAGUAUAAAUUCUAGAGUUAUGCGCUGUAGUCUGUUUCUUGUUAUUUUAAAGAUUUUCUUGUUGUAUUUAGGUAGAGCAUCGUAGUUUAACGUUGGGAGAAGUUUUAGAUGGCGACAGAAUGGCUGUUGCCUUACAUCAAAUCAACUUCAAAGGUACACAAUUUUAACUCUAUGUGGUAAAAGUGAACGUCAGUUUCUCCACAACCGUCAUUCAAUUUUGGCAGGAAGUGUGGUCUGUCUCAAAUAGCAUAAUAAAUUGGUUGAUUCAGUCAAGUUAGGCUAAAUUUGCUGCCUUGAAGGCAUCGAUCUUUAUCAGUAAGUGACAUCUGGCAAAAUGCAAGGGGCAACUUAAGGUGGAAAAGCAUACCAUUCAGGUGUAGUAAGUGCUUCCUUCACAUGGAGGCCUUCCAAGAUUUAACAUUGCAGAUGGGGGCAUAAUCAGACAGGGUUUGAGCCAGGCCAUGCCACUGCGCCAAUCCCACACUGCAAUUUAAAUUGUCCCCUAAAAAAAUGGGCAAGGGGACAAUUUGUCUCCUUCAAAAUUUAGGGAAAAAACUUGAAAGGAAGCACAUUUUAUUUUGGUACAGAAAUUGCGAGCUAAAACAGAAUGUGGAAAGUAUAUUUUAUCACACGUUUAAAGUUCAUUCUAAAGUCACGUUUCAGUCUCGCUCUACUGCACAUGUAUGUCUCAUGCUCAACCAAGUGUGGUGAACGCACCUGGCAAUCUCUACUGCGCUUUUCACAAACAUGCGAACUCUAAAGUUCAAAAGCCACAGUCACAAUUGUGUUUUUUGCUGCCGUCAAUCAUAAUUACGAUCACAAGCAAUACACCUUGAAACACAGAAACUCACAAAACAGAUUGAAAUCAUGACCUUUUGAACCUGUUAAAGUUGUUUCCUAAUCGGUCCGUUAAGAUGAUUGACGGCCGCAAAAAACGCAAUGUCAAAAAUUGUCAAAAAUGCAGAAUUGAAUGGAACUUUGUAAAGAGCUGGUUGUUAGAGAGCAUUACCCUAUGGGCCACAUUGCUGAACUAUGGAAAAUGCUCGCUACCCAUUGUAGCGACGAGGUUCAAGAUAUAUGAUCAGAUAUAUUUGCAGCAUUUACAAGUCAAUAUGGCUCCUGUUGGUUUAUGCCAUGAAAACUUGGCUGAGCUCCAACAGUAACCACCAAGUUUAUGGGAUUUAACACAUUGACCCCAAAAAAUGACUAGCAUCUAACUUCCUCUCGCAAUAUCACUCCUAAUCAAGCAUUAGUUUUAUGAGAAAAAAGAUGAUCACCAACUAAACUGGUUCAUGGGUUCAAAUCCCGUACAGGCCUGAAUUUUUUUCAGGCCUUAUUUUCACUACUGCUCAAGUAGUGUACAUUACUGCAAGGAUCACUUUCAUAUUCACGUCUUUGUCUACAACCUCAAACAUAUGACUUUCAUAUAUUCUUAGCCAUUUAUACAUACCGAUGUUAGGGUGUAAAGGGUUAACUUUGCUCAAAACUGAGUUUCGUUUUGAAUUUCCUCAUCUCUAGAGCAAAAAGAAAAUGUAAAGCUUUGUACUGUUACACUCAAGGAAAAAGAAGUUCAGCAGUUACAAGAGGCCAUUGAAGAUUUGUAUUACUUUGAAUUUGUUUUAGGUGAGGCUGCUUUUCUUUUUUUUAACUUCCUGACAAAGAAUUGUAGUUAAUCAUAGCAGAGAAGAAAUCAGUAAUGAAAUAGAUAUUGGUUUCAUUAUUCUUUUCUCCCACAGAUGAUCUUCCUCUGCGGGGCUUUAUUGGUCACUUGGAAGAAGGAGGCUUCUUGCCUCACACUCACAAAGUUUAUCUCUGGGCUCAUUUGAACUUUAACAUAGAAUUUAAUGGGGAUCAGGUAAGCUCAUAUUUGCACAGAAAUCAUAAGUGUCAGGUGUCUUGCCUAUAUAGUGAUGAAUGUGCAUUCAAUAUUUUUUUUCAGAUUAUUUCAGCAAAUGUAAGUACAGCAAAUCAUCAACCAGUAGCUCUGGAUGACAUUGAGUUGCCAUACAAUGUGGAGUUCACGUACAGUGUCCUGUGGAGCUCAACUGAGUAAGUAUUAACUCUUUACACCCUAAGAUCAGCAUGCAUAUUCUCCAUACUGUUCUCAAUACAUUUUUUUUGGUGCUGAAAAGGAGAAUUUGUUUAUUGAUCAAAAGCUUCUUUCGUUCAUGAUCAUUUCCUUUAUUCUCAUAACCUUAAUGUGGGAUUCAGGAGUAAUAUUGUAGGGAGAAAUUAGAUACUAGCUACUCUUAGGAUUUAAAGGAUUAAUAGUGGAUUGUGACAAAUUCUCUUUGUGGUAAGGGGACAUUUCUGCUGUGCUGGUGUGAGAAUUUGGUGUCACAUUAAGGCAAUAAUUAUAAGUUUUUCUAUAUCUGCAUCACUUUUUUCCUUUCCAAUUUAUCAUUACUUUGAUAAUGGGAGGAGAAGUUUUACAUCAUUCAGUACUAUUUCACAAAGGGUGAACACUUUCUUUGUUUGACUCAGUGGCCUACUCAGUUUGUGGGUAAUUUUCAUGGACUGUUCUUUUAGUUUCGUGAACUUUCUUGCAAAAGUUGAUUUAUUCGUUAAAGAAUUUCUGGUUUUGUAUUUUGUUGAAAAGCUCUCCAUACUCAGAGAGACUGAAAAUCAAAGGGGCUGGAAGCUUUUUUCCUAAGAGCCUGGAGGUAAGAGAAUAGAUCAUUGAGAGUUCAUCAUGUAGUUUUAGAUAAAGGAAAUGUAGACAGUAAGAGUUGUACCCUGUGUUUAUUCAUCUUUUCUUACCUCUGUCACAACCUAAUUACAAAUAAUGAUCUGCUCAUAUAUAGCCACUGAUUGUGUCAGAUUACAAAAUGAUUCUUGGCUGGUUCUACAUACACCACAGAUCUCAGUUUUCAGGCUUGAGACUGAAAGCUGAUGCAUAGUGAAGUAUGCAAUAUAAGGGAAAUGUUUUUUGAUAAGUUUAUUAUAAUCACUUGAUUUUCAGAUUCACUGGCUGUCAAUUAUCAACUCUGUAGUGCUGGUCUUCUUGUUGAUAGGAUUUGUAGUUAUCAUCCUGGUGAGCAGAACUAUGUUGAAUUUCUUAGGUUUAUAAUUACAGUAUGGGUAGCAAAAAUGACAGGCAAGUUGCAACCCAUUGGGUAGCCAUGGUGACUUGCAAUUGUGUGCCAUAAAAUACUACAGGGUGGAUGUAAUGAACUACAUGAUCAUCUUUCAGAGAUUUUUUAAUCUUAUUACUUGACUGUUCUCUUCAUUAGAUGCGAGUACUCAAGAGUGACUUUGCAAAGUAUAAUGUAUCUGAUGAUGAAGAAAUGGAUGACAUAGGUGAGAAGCGUAUACUGAUAAUUGAUACUCCUGCCUUGAUUCUGGAUCCCUGAUUCUGGAUAGAUUCAAGUAUCAAGGAUGGAGUUUCAAGUUGAGAUUGUCAACUUACUGGUACUUUUGAGUAGUACUGUACCUACAUCCCUGUUUUAGAGUUAAAGAUCUUGUACAUUUGUUACACAUUCACUCUGCUUCUCUUUUGGACCGUGUUUUAUUUGAUCCUUGGCUUGCAUACCUGGUCUUGGAUUGUUGUACGACACGGACAGCAAAAUGGUGCAUUUGUCUUAAAAUCUCCAUGCAGUUUAUCCUUUCUGUAUGAGUUGCACAGGACACCAACAUGUAGACAUGUGCAAAUUUAAGGUCAAAUACAAUGCUAACCCUAAGAGCUAUAACUACUUUUGUUACUCUUGGUUAAUACUUUUUUCUUUGAAGAUUCUCUUUUUGGACUCAAUAUUAUACAUGUAGCUACUGUUAGGCUUAAAGAUCUUUGAAUUAAAAGCUUUUUGGUGUUGACUGUAGUACUUAUCAUUCAAAAGAUCAGGAUCUAUAUUCAAGCAAAACCACAAAAUGACAAAUAAAUUAUAAAUUAAAGGUUACCAUAUUAGUGCUGUGCGCAGAUAGGUUAUUCUUUCAGUGUAUUCUUGAUACAGUAACAGACUAGAAAAUGUUUCUAACAGUUUUUUUUUUAAUCAGACAAAUGAAAGCUACAGAACUUGAAUGGUAGAAAUACCUUUAUUACAUGAUCAAUAAUAUUUUCAAGAUGUGAACAAGAAAGAUAAAAUAAUGAAAAAGAAAAAGUGUUUAAACUGGUUGAACUUUUUACACCCCAACAUCAUUAUGCAUAUACUCCAUACUGUUAUCUAUACAUUUACUAGAUUCUAACAAGGAGAAUUUGUUAAACCAUCAAGAGCUAUGUUGGUUGCUGAUCAUUUCCUUUAUUCUUGUGAGUUAAACAUUUGAUUUAAGGGAUAGAUUGUAAAGAGAAAUUAACAGGUCAAAUCUUUGGUGCAAUAGGAGAAGAUCACUUUGUUUUAAAAGUGAGUUUAUGUUAUUCUAUUGCAGAUCAUGAUGAAGUGGGUUGGAAGAUUAUUCAUGCGGACGUUUUCCGUUUUCCACCAUACAAAAGCUGGCUCUGUGCCAUCCUUGGUAAGUUACGUUUCUUGAUUCCCUCUCUGAAUAGACCAACCUGAGAUCUUAACCACUCAUUCAAAGUGUGAUGAAAGUUACCUAAAGUUUGUGCUGAGUGUGUUCAUCCUUAUGAUGGCCUUCCUGGGCAUGUUUAAUGUACAUAUGAAGUGGGGUCAUGUACAUAACUGAGAUGCUUAAUUUAGCUUAUCUGUUGCCUCUUAGGUGCAGGAUCCCAAUUCCUCACUCUCUGCUUUGGUAUCAUAUUUUUGGCUUUGUUGGGCUUGUUUAAUGUUCACAGGUAGGAGUGAUAGCUUUCCCUUUACUUCACUACACACUGUGAAUGCACCACCCUCUCAAGAGAUAUAAUAACAAAAGUGAAACCAGUUGUGAAUUGGUUAUUUUUAUCGUGCACACUUAACACUUUAACUCCCAUGAGUGACCAAGAGAGAAUUUCUCCUUGCAGUGUCAAUACAAUAUCAAGCAGACAAGUUAUUAGGGGAUCAUUAGUUGAUCUAAUAACAAAUUCUCUGAACUAAAAUCAUAAGAAUUCUUUGCCAGACAGUAAGGAGAAUUACUUGAGAUCUUGGGAGUGAAAGGCAUUAAACCUUUAACAACCAGCAGUGAUUACCAUGUAACUUCUCCCUAUAUUAUCCAUACAUUAUACAGCAAACAGGUAGUGAGAAUUCUCAAACUCAUCAGGUACAAGUUAUUACCUUGAUUGAACACCAAAUUCUUGCAAUCAAUUUACAAGGAAAUGUGUAGAAGCUAGAGGGGAGAAUUGACAAUCAGAUCUUGGGAGUUAAAGGGUUAACAAAGUUGCCAGUUUGUUCCUUUGAACUCUUACGGUGUCCUUGAUAUAAUUUCUCUGCUCUUGUUGAAUGUUAUGAUGAAAUUAGUUGGAUGUGCUAUUAGGAUUUUAAAUAUUGUAUGAAGAUGCUUUCUUAAAUGCUGAAAAUAAUGAAAUCAGUGAUGAACAAAUUUGUGAUUUGACUUUCAGACAUGGAUCAAUGAACACAGCAGCUGUUUUGUUGUAUGCCCUGACCUGCUGUAAGUGUUCUUUCACUUAAAAAGUUUUCUUACAUUUUAUUUAGUUAUACUCACUCACGAGUUAGUCAAAUAUCAAAGAUGGAUGCUUGAACUUCACAUAUUUACUGUACAUAUGACUUCAUACCUUCAUACAUAUGACUUCAAAAUAUAAAAAAAAAAUAUCUUUAUCAAUUGAAGGCAUUUGUCAAAACUUUAGGAACUUUUUGCAUCAAACUUUUUUAGGGUAAAUCUAUGGUAUAAGUCAAAGCAGUUAUACUGUUAGUAGUGAUUAGAAUUCUGCCCUCUGACCAUUGUCCUGGGUUUGAUCUAGUCUGUUGUCACAUCAAGGGUUUCUAUUUGGGACUAUUAAAUUUUUUCCAGUCGCCAGAGGAAUCAAUUUGGUCACUCAAAAGAUUUUUUCUUCUUUUAGGCAUUUCAGGCUAUGUAUCUAGUAACUUUUAUAGAAAAAUUGGUGGAACCAACUGGGUGUGGAAUGUUGUCUUGACAACCAGUAUUUUUUCAGGUAGGUUUUUUAUAUGGACUGUCCACAUGUUUCAAAACUAAGUCAUGUGAUUUGAUUGAAUUUUACAAUUUGCCUAGAUAAUUGAAACAUACUGUUGAAGAUAGCAAGUCAUGAUUGUAAUUUACUGUUACUUCUUUUCCUUUAGUGCCAUUCUUUAUGAUCUGGAGUGUCAUUAACUCAACAGCCUGGUAUUAUCAGUCCACGCAAGCUCUUCCAUACACCACUAUAAUUCUCCUGAUGCUCAUCUGGCUCAUUGGUUAGUUCUCAUAUUCAAGACACGCACACUCUACACUGAGGCUUUAAAAAAAGUUUGCCCUUCCCCCAUUUUCUUCUUGCCCCUUGUCUUCCAGUGUCUGUUCCCACCCUCUACUCUUGCAAUGUUUUCCAGAAAUCUCAAAGUACCCUGCCUUAAAACACACACACACACACACACACAUACAUGAGCCAUCAAAGAUUAAUUACAAAUUAAUCAUCUGAAGGCCUAAGCUAUCCGUUUUUGGACUUUGGUCAACCAUUUAAAUUUUUUGCCAUCCGUUUAAGCGAUUAUGGAAACUGUUUAAAUGCCUGAGUUAGCCAUUUAGUAUCCGUUUAAAACUGUUUUUCUAGGCUGUUUAACAAAGUGCUAGUUUCCGUUUUCCCAUGGAGGGUCACAUUUAUUCCAGGUCAAGACAGCUAUUAUAUACAGCAGUAAUAUUGUAUUAUCAACUGAGUUGAUAUCAAAAAUUGGCCACCAUAAGGAGUUUGAAAGCUGAUGUUUUGAGUGUUAUUUGUUACUCAGUCGAUAAUACUAAAUUAACCUGUUAUACUCCUCCACGAACGAAGCACCACAGUUUCUUUAGAAACUUGCCCCUUUUAUCCUACAGCUUUGUCUAGUUAAAUAGCCAGUGCUUCAGGAUUGGGUACCCUUUCUUUCCCAUUCCUUCCCUUGCUUAAUUUUGAUUCUGAUCACUUUCCUUGUCCUUCAAGUGUCUCUUUGGAAAUUGUCUGAAAGAGGAACCAAACAUACUUUUGUUUUAGGUCCUGGUCUCUCAGCACCGUUGUCAACCAUAGAUGUAUUGUGUUUAUUGUUGCUUACAGUUGUUUCCAAUGAAAAUUAUGAGUGUGGCUGACUUGAUCAAAGCUUCACAUGGAAGAUGUUUCAAACAAUGACUUGUUGUCAAGAACUAAGAUCCAAGUUUUCCCAAAUCAAAACAGUUCAACUGACUGCUUGACUGCUUUUCCCUGUGAUAGUUACACUUUUAUGGAAAAAUAUGCAUUAGUUGUUUAAAAUGUUACUUAGAAAUUUGUAAUUACCUGUAGAUGAAUGUUCUAUGUUUGGAUUGCUUUUCUUAAAGUUGGUUUCCCGUUAACCAUUCUUGGUGGGAUAUUUGGCAAGAACUGGGCAGGAAGCUUCAAUGCCCCAUGCAGAACUAAGAACAUUCCCAGAGAGAUUCCUCAGAUACCAUGGUAACACUUCAAUCAGUUAUUCUUUUUAGUAAGGACCAUUUCCCAUAAGAUCAUUUCCCUUAGCUCACUUGUUCUUAAUUGUGAAUGUGAGCCAAAUUGGAUUCAUCAAGAGCUACAUCAUGCUUAUCUGCUAUUUCUUACAGUUUUCUUGACAGUUUUCUUUGUUUAAUAAUUUGCUUAAAUUUGUUUUGAAUUUUUUGUGAGCUUCCAGUAACUUUGCAUCCAAAAUUUUUUUUUGGUUCAGCAUUUUGUUGGACUUAAGUCUGUCUUAAGUAUUUAACCUAACAUUAUGACAUAGCUUUUGUCCUCUUUUACAUUCCUUAUGGUGUUUUACUCCUUGUGUAGAUAGUUAACCCUUUAACUCCCAUGAGAGACCAAGACAGAAUUUCUCCUUACAAUAUCAAAACAAUAUCAACCAAAUGAGUGCUUAGAAUAGAGAAAAAUAUCAAUCUGCGGAUAAUUAAUUGAUCCAAUACAAAAUUCUUUGAACUAACAUUAUAAGAAUUGUAUGGUUUACAGUAAGGAGAAUUACAGAUUCGAUCAUUUCCUUUCUUCCAGGUAUCGUAGCACAUUGGUGAGGAUGGUUGUAGGGGGUUUCUUACCAUUCAGGUUUGUUUGUUUAUUUGCCUGUUUGUUUGCAAGGAUUUGUGUAGUGUCACUGCUAGCCCUUUACACCCUAAAAUCAAAAUGCAUAUUCUCCAUACUGUUCUCUACAUGUUUCCUAAGUUGCUGACAAGGAGAACUUGUUAAAUAAUCAAGAGCUUCUUUAGUUGGUGAUCAUUGUCUUAAUUCUUGUUACCUUAAUAUUGAAUUCAGGGGCAAUAUUGUAUGGAGAAGUUAGAUGCCAAUCAGUUUUAGGGGUCAAAGGGCUAAGAUAAUAAAACAAUGUGGUACCCAAAAUGAUAUGCUUCUUGUUCUGUGCUUGUUUUGGCCUAAAGCCCAAAGAGUGUAAUAUCAGCAAGGUUUAUUUAGUAAGGUCACACUUUCUUUUAAGCUCUGGAUGUUUGAGCUUAAAAAAAAGUGUACUUUACUACAUACAGUAUCACUUUUAACUUUACCUUAGCUUUUGUGAUCCUUCAAAAUCUGCGCAAUGAAUAUUAAUUUCUCAUAGAAGCAGGAAUUUUUUGAUCAGGCUUGCGGAAAGUUGAGUGAAACAAAAUUUCACUCAUAUAUUGCAUUUGUGUGAAUAACACGAGAUAAAUCUAAUGGCAAAAACUUGCAAGUACUCUUUUUAUUGCAUGCUUGGAACUACAUACACAUGAAGCGCAGGUAAUUCCUCCUCAUUACACACUCCUGAGAGCGUGUUUAGGUACUAUGGUGAGAGGAGGCCACACCUGAUUCAACAUGAAUUAUUAAUAAUAUUAUUGUGGAAACUUUCUUUGCAGUGCAAUCUCUGUGGAGCUGUACUACAUCUUUGCCACACUGUGGGGCCGUGAACAGUACACCUUGUAUGGAAUACUUUUCAUAGUGUUUGUUAUCCUUCUGAAUGUCACAGCCUGUAUCUCCAUUGCUCUGACAUACUUUCAGCUUUCGAGUGAAGACUAUCGCUGGUGGUGGCGUUCACUUAUGUGUGGAGGGUGAGGCAAUUUGUUGCAUGAUUUUAAAACUUUUUUGCAGAUACGUGUUCUAUUACUACUAUUUUCUAUCAAUAACUCAGAGGUAUAGAACACCAUGAAAGGUGCAGCAGCAAGCCAUGCAAGUCCUUUCUGCUACAGACCCACCUACCCAUCAUCCCCACCAAGACUCCUCAAAGGUUUCUAAUGCUUAUCUAGACAUGUACUGCUUGCAGUGCUCAUGAUAAAAAGGGAAAAGGUUUGAGAAGCAUGAUUUUUAGAGGUUAAAAAAGUAUAAAAAUGAAGAAAUUUUGGCACACAAGGUAUAGAAGGCACAGGAAUUAGCAGAUUCCAGACCAUUUUUUUUUUAGGAUUUGUAUAAAAUAUCUAUACAAAGCUCUAUGUGAAUCUGUGACCUGUGUUGUCCUGAAACUUAUUGACAGAAACAUGCAUUUGAAAAAUCUCAAGUGUUUUUUACUUUAUGUUAAGUACUUAACUGUUUGUUAUGUUAAGAUACUUCUUAAUUUGUCAUGUUUUGUGUUGUUGCAAUGAGUUGUUUUAAUGUCCUCUGUGAGUCAGACCGUUCUUAAGUUUCCUUUACUUGUUUCUUUUAGGUCUACAUCUAUUUUUGUGUUUGGUUAUGCUAUGUUUUACUACUACAAGAGGUCCAACAUGUCCGGAAUGCUUCAGUCUGUACAGUUUUUUGGAUACACGCUGCUGACAUGCUAUGUGUUCUUCCUGAUGCUCAGCACUGUGGCUUUCUUUGCCUCCUUAAAGUUUAUAAGAUACAUAUAUGUCAACCUGAAGAUGGACUAACUCAGAUCAAAUCAAGGAUGGGAAGUUGGGACAAUUUGAAGCAGCACAAUCCACAAAUUGCAUGGACCUAUGUGUAGAACUAAUAUGAACUUUGUUUGAUGAGAGCACCAAAGAGUGUUUGGGUUUUUUCAAGCUGUGUAAGCAUACGAUACUAAGCUAUUAAAUUUUGCCAGAAGUGGAUUAACUUUUCAUUCCCAAGAUCUGAAAUAAAUGUUGACUGAGAAUUUAGCGUUUUAUCAAGGCAGAAUUUCUCAAUCGAUCAUCUCUUUAUUUCCAAGAGCAGUCACACCUGGAAGGGAAAGAAGUUAGUGCAGAAACUUGGUGGUGUUGUAACAUUUUGAGGUACACAUCCUGGUGUAUUUAUUGUUGGUCAAAGCUGACUAGCUAUGCCAAUUUAUCUCAUGAUCAAAUUCCAAGUAAUCACCAUCAUUAUUACUUCUGAAUUUUCCUCCACUUUUCUCAUGAAUUUUUAACAUAAAUAGAGAUAUCUCUUUGUUUAUUUUUGAAUUUCAAAGUUAAACCCAACCAGACCCUAGUUAUAGAGAGCACCCUUAAACUAGGGGCACUCCUCUUUUAGGCCUCAGUUUGCAAAGAGAGUACAAAAGUCAAAUGAAAACCUUGAAAGAAUAUGGGUUGCAAAGUGGACAAGGAAGAGUUCAUGGUUUAAGCCCCAUAUCAAUUUUUUUCUUAGUUUAUUAUUUAUGUUAAGGAGCAUAUAGUCACCCACAUCUUUUGUAAUGAUUUAACAUGAAUUAAAUGCCACUUUAUUUGUGUUAACCCUUUAACUCCCAGAUCAAAUUUGUAAUUUUCCUUACUGUCAAACAUACAAUUCUUAUAAAGUUAGUUCAGAGAAUUUAGUACUGGAUCAACUAGGUAUCCCCAAAUUGAUAUUUUUCUUUAUUCUCGUCUCUUAUCUGGUCAAUAUUGUAUCAAUAUUGUAUGGAGAAAUUCUGCCUUGGUCACCCAUGGGGGUUAAAGGGUUAAAGGAUAUGUGGAUGAUUAUAUGUCGACUUGAUAUGUAUUAAGUGAUAUAAUUAUAAUUCAUAUUACAUGACUGUAUGAUAUUGUAAAAUAUUGGGUUGAUCAUUUGCUAACCCAGCAUGCACUAAGUGGCUUAUAAUUCAUGUGUUACUAUUCGACAAUUAUAACAUAAGCGUGGGAUUUCUGGUUGGUGAUGGUUGCUAAGGGCAUAGCCUCCAUUAAUUUUUAUGUAUGGGAACCAAGAGCAAAUAAUAUAAUUGUUUUAGUAUCAUUUUACUAGAUGUUCAAUACUCAGCAUCAAGAAAUGCCUAUGAUUUUGUUUUAUUUUGUUUAAAACCUCACUUCAUUAGGCUAAUAAUAUCACAGAUAAUAUAGUAAACUAGAAUAUACACACGCUUUGAUUGGUUUUACUCAUGAUCUAAUGUUAACUGUAUUUAGCAUUUUAAUUCUCCCUUCAGCUGCUACACAUCUCUUUGUAAAUCAGUUGUGAGAAUUUAGUGCUAGAUCAAGAUAACUUCCACCUGAUAAGUUGGAGUCUUCUCAAUACCUGUUUGCAGGAUAAUGUAUGAAUAUUAUAGAGAGAAGUUCUGUGUUAAUCACUUCAGGGAGUUAAAGGGUUAAAAAAAAUAAUAAAUAGAAAGUAGUGCAUCCAAUCACACUGUAGUGUUUGUAAUAGAGCACUAAUAGAUUUAUAAUAGCAUGAAAGUAUGUGGAUGAUUUAUUAUUCCUCUACAUAAAUUGUAUGAUCUUUUCUUCAUUGUUCACACUGUAAUUUCUCUGCUCACUUGAUAUGGAUUUAACUUAUAGAAAAGGAAUUCUUACAUUGGGGUAAUAUAAAAUUGUUAUCAAUGAUACUUAAUUAGAUUGCUGUUAAGGAUUUGAUGAGCCAAUUACUAGAGAGUUAAGACUAUU